AUGGCCGUGUACGAUUGGCUCGAUCGUCUCGUUCUCGAUAAGAAACGGUUUCUGACGACGUUCCUGGCGUAUUCGUUUUGCGUGUGCGUGCUCGGCGUGUACAUUGGCGACUGGAACUCGGCGACGAUGCCGGGGAGAGAACAAGGGCAGUGGUGCGCGAUGCAAGCGAAGGAAUGUAAGAGGCAAGCGGACGUGUGUUUGGUGUCGGGCGGGGCGAGAGCGGGCGCGAGCCAGCCGAUGGUUGGAUUGGAUAAGGAGAGGGCGUUUAUGGACGGCGGGGAUAUCGGUGGGACAGAUUUUGAUGGGGCGGGUGUGCCGCAGCACAUUCAGCAAAUGCACUCGGAAUGGACGCAAUCGAGAGAUAAUCGCGCGGCGACGGUGGCGAGAUUGAAGGAGUUGCGGGUGAAUUUGUUGUGUCACGAACUUAGAGUGCAACAGCAAAGGAAGAAAGGAGCUUUGGAUUACGAUAGAAUUAACUCGUUCAUGGGUAAGGCUGGGAAGGCGAGAGAGGAGUACGAGAAAUUAGAAGCGGUAGUGAAAGUUGUGUAUCCAGAGGUUAUACCGGAGGUUGAAGAGCUCGAUCAAAUGAAAAAUCCCGAUUGCAAACACGUUCACGGAGGACGAGUGUGA
Bathycoccus prasinos is the source of this 630-nucleotide messenger RNA. RefSeq lists its product with no specific name. NCBI's taxonomy places the organism in Eukaryota, Viridiplantae, Chlorophyta, Mamiellophyceae, Mamiellales, Bathycoccaceae. The coding region runs from base 1 to 630 and encodes 209 amino acids. The record is from RefSeq and is a predicted model, not a curated record. The transcript has a single exon.